GUAUAAAACGGCGCCGUCCGGCAAGGCCCGACCCGGUGCCAGUGCGCGGUCGGGCGGCAGGGCCGCCGUGACCCCGUCCUCGGACGUCGGCGCCGGACUGCCGGGAUGAAUAGCGCGGCGGUCAUCGGGCGCCAGCUACGCCAACAGAACACGGGUCGCGCGGGAGCCGCCGGCGGUUCGUCUCUCACGGCUGCCUCGGCGCGCGCUCGCGCCCCGUCGCACUGCAACCUGAUCCCGGCGCAGUCUCAGCAGCUCCAGCAGCAGCAGCACCAGCACGCUCAACAGCAGCAAGCGCACGGUGCCUCGGGCGCCGGAGCCUCGUCCCAGGAGAACAAGGACGAGCAAGGCACCCGGUGGACAUGGAGCUGCGUGUGGGAGGCAUGCAAGGCACUCUCGGGGGGCAUCUUUCUACUGGCCUUGGGCACGGCCAUGUGCGUGGUGGGCUUUUUCGCCGAAGAUUUGGCCACGUCGCCCGUGCCACGCCAAGGCAACGCCUCGGCCCCGGCGGCGGCCGCCUCCUCGCCGUCGACCACGUCCGACGGCGCCGCGACCGCCGAUGAGUCGCAGGCGGCCACGACGCUUGUGGUGGAUCGCAACCGCGAGUACCACCUGCACAACCUGUCGUUCGCGGGCCCCGCCAUCAUGGGCCUGGGCGGCAUCUUCAUCGUGGCCGCGUGCGUGCUCACCUUCGAGGCCAAGGAGCGGCCCCACCACCAGCGGGUCGUGCCCGUGGACGAGAAGAGGCCCUCCGCCGCAGAGGUACUCAUCCCGGUGCUGGCCAAGACGCCCCAAGGCACUCACCUCACCGUGCCGGCCGUGUGGACCACGAAUGCGGCCGGAGCCAGCGACGACCCGGGGGGGCCCUCGGAGCCGCCCCGGACGCUCGUGCUCCCGAAGAAGAACUCGGUCACCACGACCACGACUACGGCCACGACCACGACCACGUCGUCGCGCAGCAGCGCGGCGCCACCGACCAGGAACAGCGGCCGAGGCAAGAGGGGCAGCGUGGCCGGCAGCAGCGGAAGCAGUUCCAUCAUCGCCGCUGCCUACGCGGCCAGCAGGGCGGGGACGAAGACGGCCCGGACGUCGCUUUCGUCUACCACGACGUUCCUGCUGAGCCCGCGCUACGAAGAGCAGUUCCUGCCGUCGCCCGCGGACCUGCAGAUCCAGGACCCGGACGGCUGUGACACGCCGGCCGACGAGUCGCUCGCCUCGGUCAGCAUCGAACUGUACGCGCGGCGGUACACGAGGAUGCCGUCGACCUCCUCCUCGCCGCGCCACUUCGCGUCCGUCGAGAGCGACGGUCUCUCGGACUCUGACGACGACGACGCGGUGACGUCCGGCGGCUACGCGCCCGCGGGGGCCUUCGAAGACCAGGUGGUUCCGUUGCUGGGACGGUGCAGCCCGCAGGACUUGGUGUAUUUGCCGCCCCCACCGUCGUCCCGGUCCUCGCACCACCGGGACGGCGGGGGUUCCAAGAGGUUCCCGCUCCUGCGGCAGUCGGCGUCCAACGCCGACGGCUGCAGUCGGGGCCUGAACGGCCGGGCUUCCGCCGACGAGAUGGUGCCCAGCUAGGAGCGCGCUACUAACUUUCUCCGCCCCCGAAAGGACCCGGUCUUCGGCCGCCUCGGCCGGGUGUGUUUUUCAGCCGUUUCGUAAGAGUGAGCUACCCCUCCGCCGCCCCCGUCUCUAGACCGAGUGACACAAGCUUCGUCGAUCAUGCUCGAUUGUUUUUGUUUUUCCUGUUCUGUUCUCCGAGAAAGCACUCAACUCCUCUCCGUUUCCGAGAGGAUCCGUCUGCAAAGAAAUCCGGUGCCCGUCCUCUGCUGUGUGAUGUCCUGCUACAGGAACGCCUCCAGGCAACGAGGACGCACGCGAAGAGGACCGGUGAAGCGACGCGGGCGCCCUGAUUGGCUGAGUAGCUCGGUGUCCAGGCUUCCACCAAUAGGAGACGACGGCGACGCCACGUGACGUCACCAGUGCAUCUCGUGCAGGCCCACAGUCAACGGCGCUCGCAUCGCGGCCAAUCGACAGAGUGACGACAACUGUCUUCUGCGAAGACGACGAUGACGUCAGCGACUACGUCAGAAGCUGCACACAUCGCAGUGAAGCCAGGAAUGGAGCGAGUGCAUUUUCUCAUGUUAGGUUAAUGAAUCGCUCCUCGCGAAAACCGUACACACACACACACACGAUAAAAAAAAAGAGACGGAGCGGCGUUAUGAAGUGAGAACUGCUUGCGGUUUUCAAAUACAGCAGGGGCCAUGUUUUGAGCUUGUGACGGGGGUUGGAGGGGCACGCUUAUACAUAUAUUAGGCCGCUGAACUGUCGGAUUUCGCUGCGUCCGUCCCCAUGGCAACACACAAGGUCACGCUUCUUCACAUUUCGUGAAUUGUUUUUUUAUCUAUAUCGUUCUUUUCUCUUCGACUUUUCGUCACAAAGUGAAAUCUUGUAAGUCAAGUGGAAGCUACGUCUUGGAAGAUAGCGUGCAAAUUACCUAUGCUGGUACUGCGUAACGCGUCCAUUGAGCUGGCAUGCGUUGCUGCAGGUAGAGAUAAGAGUAAUGAUUUGAGUGUCUUGUUUCGCAUGUUUUCCAGACGGUACAACACGACCAAUUUUGACGGAGGUUCAUUUACCAGAACACGUGGCAGAUGUAACGCAAAGAAUUCGCCAUUCAUAAAAGUAAAAAAGAAAGAAAAGCGCAUACUCCAGACGCCCAAUGUGCAUAAUUCUAUGUGAUCAUAUGGGUUAAUAUAGGAAAAUCUGUUUUUCCCCAAUAAACCUAUGUAACCACAUAGGGUAAUGAUACGGGACGCAUCCAUCUUGGCCUUUGUGGGAAAUGCCCCAUGCAUGCAGUCAAAUUUCGCGCGUUUCAAACAAUGAUUCCUCCCUAGUCGAGAAAAUGUUUCAGAAGCGACCCGUAAACAACCUAAAUUUUGAUAUAUGCAAGAAGCAAGGAAGAAAUUAAAAUUAAAGAAAAAACAGACGCGAGAGAAUAGUAAGCCGAUUGACUUCUAUUUUUGUAUAUGUCUGCGUACGGCAGUACAACUUGCCGUUUCUCGGCGCUAUUAUCACUCACCGAUGAAAAUUCUCAAUGCUGAACAUAGAUACUUUCUCCGUCUCUGAUAUUUGGAACCGCAUCAAAAUCAUCUAGACUGUGAUUAGCCUUAUCCGACAGAACGUUUCGUUCGGAUUGCACGAUUUUUACUCUGAAGCUCGCGUAAAGCUUUGCGCUGCGGGCUUAUCACGUAAGUGCGCAGUGUGGAAUUCUUUUGUACGUGUGUUACACCGGCACACUACAACAUUUUGCCCAAUAUCACUCAACAAGCUCAGGAAAACUUGAAGUAGCUAAUGUUUCAUUCGACAACAAUAUACAGGAGCCAAAGCGUUUGCUAAUUUUCGAAGAUGGGCAGAUUAUCACAUUUUCCAAGCACUCGCAGCAAUAACGUCUGUUCAAACUGACUCAACGCUUUGAAACUCAAUCGACACAUUGAAAAAACAGUUUUCGUGGGUUUCAGUACGUUCCGUAAAUAAAUCUCGAGCCGAUCGCCCGCUACUGCGCGAUUCCGUCGAUGUGAUUAACGAGUAGAUGAACAUACAACAAGCCCAUCUUCUCACUCUGUCUCUUGUUCGGAUGAAAUGAGCAUAUAGAUGAGGACUCGAUGUGAUUUACAUUACAGUAAAUGAACUCGUUUGCUUUUUUACAUGUAAUGAUGACUGCUGCCACGUGGUUAAUAUCUUGAUGAGCUUAAUAAUUAUUCCGUGAAUGCCUUAACACUUAUUGGAAGUCCUAGGGAAUGUAAACAAGUUCUUUUGAUAUCUCUUCGCGUCCCAUUGUUUAGAUGAAACUACAUCUCGCCGAACAGAGUUCAAGUUUGUUGACUUGUCUUUUGCACAUUUGUUGAAGCUGACUUGAGAUGACGACACGACUAAAUGUUUCAAAAGUUGUUGAGGAAAGCGCUUCCUGUUUCUGCAACUGAGUUGACUAUACUUACGUGCUUGCUUACGUACUUGCGUACUUACGAUGAUGAUGAAAUGACGACAAGACUAAAUGUUUCAAAAGUUUAGAAAAGCACUUCCUGUUUCUGCAACUGAGUUGACUGUACUUACGUGCUUACGUACUUACCUAUGUACUUACGUACACUAUUCCGUACUUACGGAUCUUCAAGUUGGCGAGCAUUUGUAUGCAAAUAGCUCGCAUUUCUUUAGGCAUAACGGUGUGCUCUUUCUAGGGCGGCCAAGACCUCGCUCUUAACAAACCGAACUUCGAUUAUGUGAGAAACUUAACGAACUAAUCCAAUGCUUCUUACCGUACCAGAACUGAAGGUAAUGUGUUUCGCUGAACAUCUCAGUAAUGCUACUGGCUCCUGAAGCAGAACAAACUUCGCUAUAUCGAAACACAGUAUUCACGCAUAUCGCGUACUACGAAAUGAGUCUAAAUUUAGGUAGUGAAAAUAUAAGUGGUAAUUAAAUUUCAUGACCACUGAAGGAAGAAAAAAGAAGGUUUAAGAUGCUAAACUACAAAAUAAUUGUUAUAAAAAAGAAUCCCCGAAAUAUUUGUCGGAUCUAAAGGAUUAAUAAUUUGUUGUCGUAGUGGUACGGCAACUAAUAAGUGUUGCGAAAGGACGUCUCGGCGCCGAGUCUUCCUCGAGGACGAAAACAACCGUGUGCUCAAUAAGAAAGUUAAUUCGUCACGUAAAGUAAAAAAAUUGCGGUUUUAACAAACGAAUGCCCAUUUCCGGUUAGCACACCUUCCGGCGAAGGUGCGCUUUGCACUAGACACGAUAUCGAGACGCCUAUGCACCAACGUAUGAGUUACAACGUGUACCUCAUGCACCACAACACGUACACACUUGACUGCAGAGGACGGCACGACAAGUUAUCCGAUAGUUCCGGGCACCGCCAUUUUUGUACUCGCAAGCAGAAUUAUACGCAUGGAAACGCAAGCAAAGCCACACACCUACACGGGGUCCCCACGGAACUGUAGUGACUCAGCAAGAACUUAGGGUAUUUUCAAUGUCGUUGUAACUACAUAGUGCAAGCCCCCCGAUCUUUUCUUUUCUUUUUUUCAAAGCGAAGGCCAGGUGGCCUAUAUACGAAGAAAUGCCGCGAAGAAUGAGAAAUUCCCGAGUGAACGUCAUGUUUUGCUGUCGAAGCGUGAGCUCUGAUGCUCUGGUGCUGAUGUCAAAUGCGUAUCACAGCUCCUGUGAAGAUUGUUCGUUUUUCUCUCCGUGCCUCCCUUUCGCCUGUGACUAUAUCUUGACACAAAUUGAAAAGCUCUAAUCAAACUUUACUAUCAUAUCUACGUUUUUUUUUUUUGUUAGGCCUAACUGCCAACUGCUCCGUAAAAUGGUUGCGCACCUCGGCACAGCCCGACAUUAUGCCAGAAACUUUUAAUUUGACGUCGUAAUUCCACUCACGUGUGUAUAGUACAGCAGGCGUUAAACAAUAAUUGUAUCACUGAAAUACGUAGUAUCCAUGCCGGCAACACUUGUUGGUAAUUGACUGCAACAAAACGGGAAGUUUGGCUACUGAAGAGUCCGCUAUUCCGAAACCGUAAUAGAAACAAACAACGAAACGUCGCCCGAGAAAAAUAUAUAAAGGAGCAAACUGAAAUUAUUAAAUCAUUUACGCUUGCUUUAGAGAAAAAGAUCCUUUACUAUAUACUAGGAACAUAACAGAAUGUUGCGAGUAUAUACAUAUCAUGCAUAAUAGAGCGUGGGUAUGACAUUCGACGAGCACGAGUCGCCUCUAGUCGUUCGGACGUGUCAUGCUCACUGUAAAGAGCGUCAAUGGCUCUUUGCGGGGCACCUUUGCAUGCCGCUUGUCGUAAAAAAAAAGCAGUACGUAAAAGUCGACGUCCAAAAAUUGUACGUCAAAAUUUGUAUGUCGUCAAACUUUCGACUGUUGGCGCCCGGUCUGACGUCUCCUCGCUUUCAUUUGUUUUUUUUUUCUCUCAUUGUUUCUCUCCCAUCGAUUUCCAUGGUAACCAAGAAACAUUACCAAGUCGCACGUUAAAAAAAGUCGAUAACACUGCUGCGGAAGCUCUAAAGUGCGCCGUGGAAUUUGAUAAGCAGGCGGGUGCAGGCUGCGAUAAAAAGCUACCCCGGACUGGUUUCUUGGCAACUCAUUAGACCGAUAUCUCCUCGAAAACUCGCGCUCUAAUCUCAGUUCCGCGAAAUUAAAAGUUCUUAUCUGUGUUCAGGCGGCGCGAAGUUUUUCAGCGGCUGGUGCUAAAGAAGACGUGCCGUGAAUAAAUGGAUAAACGUGGAGAACGUGCGCGGACGGCCAUAAAGCGCCAACUGUCGGGGGAAAACGAAACAAAGGAAAUCGAACUGGAACAAGAAGCGGGAAGAGAACAAACGAGGAGUAACUGGAUCUUGUUCCUAUCUUGGAACCAAGAGACGGGAAGCGAAACAGAUGCAGUUGGAGGACGGAGCGAUAAUUUUCCAGUGAGCGUCGAGGGUCAUUAAGAACAACGUUUGCAACGCUAUUCAUUGCGGACACCGCUGGUGGCUCGCUCUCGUGGUGAUGACUGAGCAACAUAAAAAAAGGAGGGUGGAGGGUAGACGGAGUCGAAACGGGUUUCUCCUCAAUUGUCGCGACGCACUCAGACGAUUCAAAGAAAAAAACAAAGAAAGCGCCAAGGAUACGAAAAAAAUCAGCGUGAAUAAAAAAGAAAAAAAGAAAAAGGAAACGAGGCUCGUUUAGCGUAGUAUAUGCAGUCAUGCGACUCAGUUUAAGCACGUCACAAAGGAAAGGGUGUUCGGCCAGCUAUGGACUCGAAUGCCUUCGCGUAUCUUCAAACUUUCAAACUUCCCUGCUAUUUUCCCCCCUCAUUUUAUUAUUAUUCUUCAUAAGCCUGGCGAUAAUUUUUUUUUCUCGUUAACUACGUCGCAUUACACUCGAGCGAUCGCCCGCAGAGUCGUCGGCAGUGAUGCCUUAACGCUUCUACCUCAAAACAUCGUUCCGGAAUCGUAGCUAGUAACUUAAUUUCUGUGAACGCCAAACCUAAUCAAGCUGGUUCCGGGAGCGGUGGGGUGGAGUCGCGGGGGUGGGUCAGGCUGACGAACUUCGCAACCCACGACUGUGCCUCCUUCCCUACGGAAAAACGAAAAACAAACAGAAUAAAUAUGUAAACGAAUGGUCGAUAUCACGUUAUCCGGCUCCGGCAGUUACAUUAUGCGCGAGGCAAUGGCGAUAAGCCCAACCGAGUUAUCAGAAAGGAAAAAAAGACGAAGCCAUAUAAGUCGUCACCCUCGGGCGAAACAAGAUAAAGCGCUUUACGAUGAAAUUACCUGUGUCCCGAUUCCGAGCUGGACACUCAACCGUUACGACACUUCGUCUUGCCUUUUCUUUUUGCUUCUCUUCAUUGAAAAGAAGGAAGAAAAAAAAAGGCAGUUAGUGCGAUGUCUGUUUCUGUGCUCGCCAACUUACGACGUACUUCAUCCACUAGCUGCUUUUUCUAGUUUCUGUUAAGAAAUGUGUUCGAAGACGCCAAAGUCACGUAUUCUUUUUCGCGUGGUACACACAUACAAAUUGUUUGUUCCGGUGCGCUAAAGCCUACAAUUUACAGAAAGAACUUUUUUUUCUUGUACAUUCAUAAAGAAACAAGACCCUUUCCUGCUAGCGAAACGAACAAAGGCGGUGGCCGUCUUGAAAGGGAGCGCCGGUAAAAUUAGCACGGCCUUGAGGCGCCCUAUUUCGAAGCGCAGUGUUUUCCCACCUCUCCCAGUAUUUUAUGGAGCGAACGUAUUUACUACAUUCAUGUUUGUCCUGCAGGACGAUAUUACGGCUCUUAUCGGGAAAUGGAAAAGCCGUUUAUUUAGCUUACGCUCGUUUCUUCUACCGCUCGCUUUUACUGGUUCUUUUUUUGUUUGUUUGCUAACUUUCACGUUUUAGGGUAUCGCAUUCCUUUUCUUCUGCUUUUUCUUUUGCCACUCACAUUGGGCAGCUUACAGGCCCGAAGACUCUAUCGAAGAAACGAGUAUUGUGUAUUGCAGCCAAAGAGACGCGUUUUCCUUCCGUCUCAAUCUUUGUCCAAGCUUCCUUUGUGUGGCCAUUAUGGCCUCGCUUAGGGAUUACAAGCGCCUGUCGAAGAGCGUGACGCGUGGUGAAAAAUCAGAACCAUUCGAUUUGGUGCUUUCAUGGCUGCCUGCUUCAGCGGCAGAUACUUCAUGACGACGCCCUUAUCGCAACGGCUUUUCGUCGCUUUACGGCCGGUCGACUAUUAAAAGGAGCGUAGCAUUUCUAACGUAACGGCGAGAAACAAGACGUGAUUUCGUUUAUAUUUGUGCGAUUUGGCGAUCGUAGCGAUCGUCUGCAUCUAGAGGCUAGCAGACGCAGUGCAGAAGGCGCAGACGCGGGGCAAGAAGACAGUUUUUUUUAUUUUUCGUCUGGUUUAUAUUCAUUCGUAUUAUGCCGGCAGGAAUUUCACUUUUGUGCGACAGAAUAUUUCAAUUUUAUGCGGGAUUUUUACGUUCAACAUCUCGGAAAGUAUCGGCGAGGCGGAUGCGAUGUCAAAAGUAAUGAUAUAACGUUUUAGUAAGCCGUUACUUUCUCGCCAUGAAGGCCCUGUGAAAUCUGCAUCGGCCGUGUAUUUGAACUCGAAACAGCAGAUACAUCGCUUUUGGAAUGGUCGGUACCUUGAAGCGAUGCAGCAAGAAGGAGUCUUUUUCAAAGAAUGGUAUAGUCAGUGCAACGAAAAAAAAAACGUAUAUAAGACGGACUAACUUCUGAUGCUGAAACUCCACUUGGAAAUAAAUAAAGGAGAUGCUGAAGCAUCGCAAUGUUCUCAUUGCUGUUCACGAAAUUGUUCUCUCAACCUUUCGCUUCAGUUCCAAGUAAUGAAGGUGGUUCUUUGGAAUGGAAAUGUCGACACCCUCAUUUAUCUUUUCUUUCUUUAGAUACAUGAGGCAAGUACAGGACCUCGCUUGUUUAAUUAGAUAGGCGUCGAGCUUGAGUCGCAUAAUUGAAGUGACUCAUUAACGCUUUGACGCGCAUUAAAGAUCCUCGUAAGCCUCGAGAACAAAAUAAUACCCACCGAACGUGGGAGGAAAUGUAUGCACAUUGACGCUUCCGCCAGUUACUCCACUUGAGGUCAGAGUUAAAAAAAAAUAUUGCACAUAGUGCUUCUUCAUUUUCCUCUGGCCUUCGUGGUACACUACUGUUUUUAAUUAUCUGGUUGACGGCCAUACUUUUGUCUAUAAGAAGAACAGUCAUCACUGUUGCCAAGGAGGAGCUGCUUAAAAAUAGAUGUAGAGUAAUGAACUGCGCAUGACAACUCUGAAUUUGGUAAUAUAACGCCUAUUGUCUACGUCUUUUUUACCGCGUAUAUAACCACAGAAGCCAUGCUUUUUCUUUCUAAGCGUAAAGUCAUUCCAUUCUUUUUUUUAAUUUUCUUACUUCUUUUUUUUUUUCAUCCCUCGAAACGAAAGUUGGGAUUGCCGGUUUAAUGACAUCUGUCAGCUAAGUUUAAUUAGUGUCCUUUUUUUCCCGAAACGAACGUUAUGCUCACCGACAAAAUAACAGGUCUAGAAACAGCAAUGGUAAAACUAAAGGUCUGUAAAACAAAGCCGUGAAAAUGACUUUUGUUUGAGCGUGUCAUUUCAACUUCUGGGAAAAUUUAAUGCCUGGAGUCCUAAAGAAGAAGUAAAAGAAAAAAAAAGAAUGCUCAAGAAAUCGCAAUAUUCUUCUCAGGUAUCGGGCACCGCCUGUUUCAAUACCGGCACGUUUCAACAUUUGCGGUGCACGCCUCCGCACCACCGUUCACAAAUCUGGCAGACACACACACGCGCACACCUCUUAAGCGCGCAGCAAGAUAAAACAAGAACGGAAAGACGAGGCAAUCCAAAAGCACCAACCACGCCCGAAAUCUUCGGCCGAGCUGGCGCUUUAUAGGCGUUCCCACAGACGCCAAGUCGGGAAAGG
Molecule: messenger RNA, 9927 nt
Organism: Dermacentor albipictus
Lineage: Eukaryota; Metazoa; Arthropoda; Arachnida; Ixodida; Ixodidae
Product: mucin-19-like
Source: RefSeq, a predicted model, not a curated record